Rana temporaria (common frog) is the source of this 952-nucleotide messenger RNA. Its product is annotated as gastrula zinc finger protein XlCGF17.1-like. The record is from RefSeq and is a predicted model, not a curated record. The transcript is spliced from 3 exons. Gene Ontology annotation, molecular function: DNA-binding transcription factor activity, RNA polymerase II-specific; RNA polymerase II cis-regulatory region sequence-specific DNA binding. NCBI's taxonomy places the organism in Eukaryota, Metazoa, Chordata, Amphibia, Anura, Ranidae. The annotation marks the transcript as partial. Gene Ontology annotation, cellular component: nucleus. Gene Ontology annotation, biological process: regulation of transcription by RNA polymerase II; central nervous system development.
ACAUCAAAAGUCUCACACAGGAGAAAAGCCGCAUUCUUGUCCUGAGUGCGGGAAACGUUUUUCAAAGAAAUCUCAUCUCUACAGCCAUCAGAUGACACACACAGGAGAGAAGCCGUAUUCCUGUUCUGAGUGCGGGAAAUGUUUUUCAUAUAAGCCCAGUCUUAACAUACAUCAGAAAUCUCACACGGGUGUAAAGCCGUAUUCCUGUCCAGAGUGUGGGAAAUGUUAUGUGAAUAAACCAGACCUUGUCAUACAUCAGAGGUAUCACACCGGGGAAAAACCGUAUUCCUGUCCUGAGUGCGGGAAAUGUUUUUCAGUUAAGUCACAACCUGUCGCACAUCAGAGGUUACACACGGGGGAAAAGCCAUAUUCCUGUUCUGAGUGCGAGAAAUGUUUUUCUAAAAAGUCCAGUCUUUCCAUACAUCAGAGAUCUCACAUAGGGGAAAAGCCCUAUUCCUGUUCUGAGUGUGGGAAAUGUUUUUUCGACAAGUCCAGUCUUUGCAGUCACCAGAGAGUGCACACUGCUGAGAAGCCGUAUUCCUGUCCUGAGUGUGGGAAAUGUUUUAUACAAAAAUCAGACCUUGUCAGACAUCUGAGGUCUCACACGGGGGAAAAGCCGUAUUCUUGUCCUGAGUGCGGGAAAUGUUUUUCACUUAAGUCUAAUCUUUACACACAUCAGAGAUCUCACACGGGGGAGAAUUCACAUUCCUGUUCCGAUUGUGGGAAAUGUUUUUUACAAAAAUCAGAACUUGUCAGACAUCAGAGGUCUCACACAGGGGAAAAGCCGUUUUCCUGUCACGAGUGCGGGAAAUGUUUUCUUCGGAAGUCCAGUCUUUCCAUACAUCAGAGAUCUCACACGGGAGAGAAGCCGUAUUCCUGUUCCGAUUGUGGGAAAUGUUUUUUACAAAAAUCAGAACUUGUCUCACAUCAGAGAUCUCACACGGGGGAGAAG